GCUCACCUCGGCACCCCGGACCUGAGUCGCUCCUCCACUUAAGGAAUUCCCUCCUCUCCGAGCCAAGAACCUCUGCCCCCCCCCCGCCCCUUUCUGUGGCCCCACAUCCUCCUUAGCCCGGAGACCCUUCCUACAUUUCUUCCGUGGUGCUUUGAUACAGGACACUUUCUGUUUGUCUGCUUGUUUUCUCCGCUUUUCUCUUUGUUGCUCUAAAACCGGUCUCGCUGAAGCCCCCCACCCCGGAGGAAGUUCGACUUCUGGAGCAAGGCGGCUGCGGCGGACUGCACCGGCUUCCCCAGCAGACCCGCCGGCUGCACCCACCUCGCCCGCCUUAUCCGCCGCCUGCGUUCGUUCGCCCGAGGAAGCCAGCCAAGAAUUCAUUGAUGCACCCUUUCCAGUGGUGUAACGGGUGUUUCUGCGGCCUGGGACUGGUCAGUACCAAUAAGUCCUGUUCGAUGCCACCCAUCAGUUUCCAGGACCUCCCCCUCAACAUCUACAUGGUCAUCUUUGGCACAGGCAUCUUUGUCUUCAUGCUCAGCCUCAUCUUCUGUUGCUAUUUCAUCAGCAAACUCCGGAACCAGGCACAGAGUGAACGAUAUGGAUAUAAGGAGGUGGUGCUUAAAGGCGACACCAAGAAGCUACAAUUAUAUGGGCAGACCUGUGCAGUCUGUCUGGAAGACUUCAAGGGCAAGGACGAGUUAGGCGUGCUGCCAUGCCAGCAUGCCUUCCACCGGAAGUGUCUGGUGAAGUGGCUGGAAGUGCGCUGUGUGUGCCCAAUGUGUAACAAGCCCAUUGCUGGCCCCUCGGAGGCCACCCAGAGCAUCGGAAUCCUCUUGGAUGAACUGGUGUGAGUGCGGCCACACGCAAGCCUGGAGAAGUUCUGGUGUCUGCCUGGUCCCUCUGCACAGCUACAGUGAACCAGACUGUUGGGGAGUGAUGGUCAUGCUCACCAGCAGGGAGGCAGUUCAGGGCUGGCCUCCCACCUCCAGGGUGAGACCAGGUUCUCCCCACUUUCCUGCCUCUUGAGGCUGCCUUCCCUGUGACUCAGCCAUCAAGCCCACACUGUACCUGGUACUGGACUGUCCACUUGCCUUGCCCCUGCUCUAAGAAAGGAGAGUCACCCCAACCUGAUCAAGAACUUGGGGUACACCCAUGGAGGGAUUCCCUUAGGAGGAUAAGCUACCCUGAUGUAGAGGAAGGGAUGAUACGGUCUCUCGGCUUUUCCUCUCCUCCCCACUUCAUCCACGGGAAUGUUAAAAAGGGAAGAACCUGGUGCUGCCAGUGGAAGUGAGAGAGGUUCUCUGGGGAACUGGGAAGUAUGGGGACAUCCAAAAGGGAAGCCAGUGUUUACAGGGACCUAAGGAAACAAAGACUGGCCAGCGGCCUGCUGACCGGGGUGGUAGAGGGCAAACCCGUCCUCCCUGCCAGAGUUUGAGGUGCUAUUCAUCCAUUCAUCCUCUUCCUCGGUAAACUCCAGAGCUUCCUAUUCCAUGGGGUUCGAUUCUCCUUUCGAGGAAGGAUGGACAUGCAAAUGGAUGCCCAGGGGCAUUCUCUAAAGAAAUAAGAGGGGCUGGGGCCGGGGGUAUCUGAAGGUUAAUGUAGCAACAGAUACUUUCUUUCCCUUUGUAAAUAUUAUUUUUAUACUUCAUCCUCACCAUCUCAGGCUUUGUACAUGGAGUCCCCAAACAGUGGGUGGAGGUUUUCUGUUCCUCCCUGUGUGGGGUGAGGGUAGGGGGAAAGUAUGUAUUUAAAGACAA
Condylura cristata (star-nosed mole) is the source of this 1757-nucleotide messenger RNA. RefSeq names its product ring finger protein 122 (gene RNF122). Lineage: Eukaryota; Metazoa; Chordata; Mammalia; Eulipotyphla; Talpidae. The coding region runs from base 384 to 851 and encodes 155 amino acids. The record is from RefSeq and is a predicted model, not a curated record. The transcript is spliced from 6 exons.